Messenger RNA from Gracilinanus agilis (Agile Gracile Mouse Opossum), 2088 nucleotides. RefSeq names its product tRNA isopentenyltransferase 1 (gene TRIT1). NCBI's taxonomy places the organism in Eukaryota, Metazoa, Chordata, Mammalia, Didelphimorphia, Didelphidae. The coding region runs from base 197 to 1414 and encodes 405 amino acids. The transcript is spliced from 12 exons. Gene Ontology annotation, cellular component: mitochondrion. Gene Ontology annotation, biological process: tRNA modification. The record is from RefSeq and is a predicted model, not a curated record. Gene Ontology annotation, molecular function: ATP binding; tRNA dimethylallyltransferase activity.
GGCACGGGAAAAUCCAAGCUGGCGCUGCAGCUGGGCCAGCAGCUUGGCGGCGAGAUCGUCAGCGCCGACUCCAUGCAGGUAAACCUCAUCCUUGCUUAAGUACUACCAUAUGAUUUUUCUGCUUCUCACAUCUGGGCUGCUGAGUAUUACUAGAGAAAAGUCAAGAAAUUGAGCUGAUUUUACCCACUACAAAUUGAUGGUAUAUGAGGGUCUAAAUAUCAUCACCAACAAGGUUUCCCCCCAAGAACAGAGACUCUGCCAGCACCAUAUGAUCAGCUUUGUGGAUCCCCUUGUGAUGAAUUACACUGUGGUGGACUUCAGGAACAAAGCAACUGCCCUAAUUGAAGAUAUAUUUGCUCGAGAGAAGAUCCCAAUUAUUGUGGGAGGUACUAAUUAUUAUAUUGAAUCCUUGCUCUGGAAAGUUCUGAUCAAUACCAAGGGAGAAGCUCUUUAUUCUUCAAAGGAAAUAUGUAAGGAAGAGAAAGUGACCGACAGAAAAAUGGAAUUGGAAAAAAUGGAUGGCCAUGAAUUGCAUUACCGGCUAAGCCAGGUGGACCCAGAAAUGGCAGCCAAACUGCACCCACAUGAUAAACGUAAAAUAGCUAGGAGUUUGCAAGUGUUUGAAGAAACAGGAAUCUCACAUAGUGAACUGCUCAGUCGUCAACAUGCAGAAGAAGGUGGGGGCCCCCUAGGAGGCCCCUUGAAGUUCUCUAACCCCUGUAUCUUCUGGUUACAUGCAGAUCAAGCAGUUCUAGACCAGCGCCUGGAUAAGAGAGUGGAUGAAAUGAUAGCUGCUGGGCUUUUAGAAGAGCUGAAGGAAUUUCACAGACGCUACAAUCAGGAGAAAGUUGCCGAGAAUUGUCAGAACUACCAACACGGCAUUUUUCAGUCCAUUGGCUUCAAGGAGUUCCAUGAAUACCUGAUCAGGGAUGACCAGUGUAAUCCAGAAACCAGUAAUCUCCUCCUUACAAAAGGUAUUGAGGCUCUAAAACAAGUGACCAAGAGAUAUGCUCGGAAACAAAACAAAUGGGUCAAAAACCGCUUCUUAAGUCGCCCUGGACCCAAUGUGCCCCCGAUUUAUGGUUUGGAGGUAACUGAUCCCUUAAAAUGGGAAGAGUCAGUUCUGGGACCUGCCCUGCAGAUUGUGGGAAGCUUCAUCCAGGGCAAGCAGCCUAUAGCCACUCCUAUAAGGAUGCAGUGUGAUGUAAACGAGAAUAAACGGAGUCAUCACAGAUGUGAACUGUGUGAUAGAAUCAUCAUUGGGGAUCGAGAAUGGGCAGCACAUACAAGGUCCAAGUCGCAUCUAUAUCAGCUGAAGAAAAGAAGAAAAGUGGAUCCCGAUGCUGGUGCCUCCUCUCCAAGUCAAAGCCAUUUUCCAUUUGAGAAGCCCGUGGCCAGCCAGGGCACAGGCUGACUGAACUCACUGGCCAGAAAGCAGUGCCUAACCUGGGACAGGGAGGGAUGGCCAUGAGGAGCAAGCCCUUCUAGAAUCGAGUGGGCCCCUCUGGUCAGAAGAGUUUCAGAAUGGACUGUCUUCCAGCCCAGUCUGCUUAUGUCUGCCCUUCCAAAGGGGGCUGGUAACAGCCCUGAGAGGUGGGGGCAGGCCUGAAAGGGUUUGUAUUGUUACAGAGAAUCUUUUUUUAAAAAGAUACCAAGAACAUUUUCUUCACCUUUCACCAACUCUUUUGUGAAGCUGCCUCUGACUUUUAUCAGACAAAGACUGUCGCCUCCAAAGCAAAUGCUUGGCCAGGAUAGAAACUUGGAACCCCAGGCUUCCUAAUCAGGAAUGUUUAAAUGUUCAUUUAGUCACUCAACAAACAUUUGACCACUAUCUAUCUAUCUCUCUCUAUCUCUCUCUCUCUCUCUCUCUCUCCCCCCCUCUCCCCCUUAUAUAUAUAUAUGUGUGUAUGUAUGUAUAUAUCUUCAAGGCCCUUGAUUAUAGAAUUAUCUGAACCAGUUUCUGGUAUUUCAGCUGGGAACACUUGACCAUGGUGGUGAAAAUCAGGCUGGAAUCAGUGCAAUUAUAAACACAGAAAAGGAUAUUCACAUUUAUGAGACUUUGUCUAAUAAAAAUUGUUUCAUUAUCUA